Molecule: messenger RNA, 2381 nt
Organism: Ruditapes philippinarum (Manila clam)
Lineage: Eukaryota; Metazoa; Mollusca; Bivalvia; Venerida; Veneridae
Exons: 10
Coding region: 143-940 (265 amino acids)
Source: RefSeq, a predicted model, not a curated record
UUAUGCUUUGAGGGAUUGAUUACACAUCAUAUGAAAAAGACAUUACUUUGUUUAUAGGAGGACCGGAGUGAUUGCUGUCGAAAUACAGAACUGUGGUAAUAAUAAUUUCCAAAGGAGCCUAAAGGUGCAGAUCAAGGGCAAUAUGGCAGAAAAUGAUGAUUUAAUUACGGAAAUGAAUCAAUUAUGUCACUGUCUUGAACAAGCUAUCGAAGAAGCUAACGAAAAUGCCUUGACUUUGAAAACGGAAGACGGAAUCAAAAUCCUCCAAUGUAUCAAGAAAUCAAUAGAGAAACUCGAUCAGGGCCAACCAAGCGAAACAAAUAACAAAUCAAGAGAGAAACUCGAUCAGGGACAACCAAGCGAAAAAAAUAACAAAUCAAGAGAGAAACUCGAUCAGGGACAACCAAGCGAAACAAAUAACAAAUCAAGAGAGAAACCCGAUCAGGGACAACCAAGCGAAACAAAGAAAAGUAAGCUACAUGAACCGCGCGGGAAGACGAAAGAUAUUUAUGUCUUUAUAUCUCGUACUCAAGGCAAAUUUGUCCAAGAAAUUGCAAAAGAAUUCUCCAAUCUGUUGUUGAAAAUGUCCAUACACAGUACAUCUUUUACCGGGAAAAAGCAGCUUAAAGACGAUUCCAAACUCAUUGCUCUUUGUCCUAUUGUCUCUAGACUAGAGUCGGACAUUGAACAUGUGCUUAAAGAAUUACCAAAAUUUUCAUUAUCUGGUAGAUUUGCACUGGUAGUUGUCAAUAUGAAAAGUGAAGAUAAUCUGCCUCGAUUGCCAACUGAAACCAAUCUUGAUACAGAUAAAGCAGUCUAUAAGAACAUAGAAUUUAUUGAUAUGGCUUUUACGCCAGAAAAUCAAAUGUAUGAUUGCAACAUGAACCGGAAAGCAACAGAGCGUAUCCAAUCUUUCGUAAACAAUACAAGUCAAAAAUGACACAUUCAAGCGGCAUUACAUGUCUAAUUUAUUGACGUUAUCAAUUAUUAGACUGAAUUAUUAGACUGUCAUCUAUUAAUGAAGUACACAAUAAGAACUUGCCUAAAAAACUACCAAAAACAAGACACUGUUAAUAACACUGAUUUAAUAUCAAAAUCAAUUUUUACCAUGAUAUCAUCUUUCUCGAAAUAAACAUUUAUGUAAUUUAUCAUUACUUCUAUUAUAUGAAUUAUUUGUCGUUUGAAUUUAGAUACCCAAUUAGCGUUGCGCUGAAUAAAUCUUUCAGAAAAGACCUCUCUGUAAUAAUAUAGAAAUAUUGCUUUUGUUAAUGUUAUGAUCUCGCUGAAGUUCGAUUAGUGCUUGUACUUUUAUAGUCCAUGAAUAGGAUAAAUAAAAUCGAAAGUUAUAUUGUCAAUUUUGCUGUUUUACUGAUCAGGUAUAGUAACAUAUGAGAAAACGGUAUAAACAUAUUAAUGCACGUUAUUGAUGUGUAAGCUAUGUUAAUACCCCAUCACCUAAACCAAUAGAAGAAUUGUACUUGUGGUAAUAGUGCAAGUGCCUUAGCAAAGGGAUUUUGGAUGCAAGCCCUAUUUCGGUAACACCGUUCUUUUUUCAUACAUCACCGGCUACUGAUAAAUCCUCGAUGUUGAUACGAAUUAAUGCAUCUCAGUUCCAAAUGGUGAGCACAAAGAUCAAGAAGAACAAAGAUUACGAUCACAAUCAUCAACGCAAUCCACAUUGUUUAAAGAUACAAUUAGAAAAGAAAAUCCUAUUCCAAAAUAGCAUGCCCGGCUUUACAAUUAUGAUGAAUAUGUGUAAGAAAAAACUUCACAGUUAGAAGUAUAUGAGAAGACGCGCUUAAGAUGUGAGAGAACUUUUAAUCGUAUAAAAAGGAUGUUAUGUCUGUCGGGUUACUAAUAACUAUAUCAUGGAACAAAAAGAGGAAAAAGGACUUCGGUGUACAUGUAUAUAUAUUAGCUCCUUAAAAAGGCUGAUAUUGUGUUGUUGAAAGGAAGAGAUUAAAAAACUAAUAACUAUCACACCUAUCUUAACAGAUCAAUCAUUGCCAGAGAAUAUUUAUGCAUAAAUCCCUACAAGGCACUUACCUUUAAAAGAAUUUCAAUUUGAAUUAUCAGAUAAUUGGAUUGAAGUGAGAAUUUCACCACAGAAUAUUCGUAAUAAUAGAGUUCGUGUGAAUCUAGUUAUUCAAUAGAAAAGAAGGGAUCUAUCAAUUUGGUACAUCAAUUCUUCCUAUAUAAAUGUUUCAUUGUAUACACUUCGUUAUCGGUAUGCAACACAAUUAUUCUGUAAUGUUAAUUCCUUGUGUUUAAUGUUAUCUCUCGGUUUUGUGUGAGGAAUAUGUAAUAAAUUUGCUAGAGACAAUUUGAAAAUAAUUAAACAGAUGGAUUGUUUUAUUGAUUUUUUGAAAUAUAAUGUCAAA